Messenger RNA from Neopelma chrysocephalum (saffron-crested tyrant-manakin), 2630 nucleotides. RefSeq names its product SURP and G-patch domain containing 1 (gene SUGP1). Gene Ontology annotation, biological process: RNA processing. Gene Ontology annotation, cellular component: nucleoplasm. NCBI's taxonomy places the organism in Eukaryota, Metazoa, Chordata, Aves, Passeriformes, Pipridae. The transcript is spliced from 13 exons. The record is from RefSeq and is a predicted model, not a curated record. The annotation marks the transcript as partial. Gene Ontology annotation, molecular function: RNA binding.
UCCCUAGGAAAGGCCAGCCGCUGGUUCGGGGUAUCCCAAUCCAAGGCAGCCAAGACGAGCGUGAACAUCCUGCAGCAGGAGGAGCUGAUUGCCCAGAAAAAGCGGGAGAUCGAGGCCCGGCUGGAGCAGCAGGCGAGGCAGAAUUCCCUGAGCAUCCCACAGCUCCCCCUGCUCGGAGACGACGAUGGAUCCGAAGGCGACGCCUCCGUGUCCAACAAGUUUGUGAACGACGGGAGUUUCCUGCAGCAGUUCCUCAAGCUCCAGAAGGAAAAAUCGAGUGCUGAGCCCCCCCCGAGCUCCAGCAGCAGCAAUCCCGGGCACGCUCCGACCCCGAGCGUUGGGAAGCGGCUUCCUGGGAAGCGGCAGCUCCUGAGCCGGAUGUUGCACCAGGCCCGGAGCCUCCCCCAGCCCCGGCCUGGCCCCGGCCUGGCCCUGGACAGCGUCUUCCAGGGCCCCGACGAGGACGAUGAUGAGGACUACGAGCAGUGGCUGGAGAUCAAAGGUCAGUGGUUUUUGCACGAUAAGAACAGCAGAGAAUUCCUUUACUACAGGAAGAAAGUGGCUGAGAUAAGAAAAGAGACUCAAAGUUCUCAGGCAUCCUCUUCCCAGAAAGACGACGAAGAGACGAGGAAUUCGGCGGAAAAGCUGGCCAAGUUUGUGGCAGCCGGGGGGCCCGAGGCGGAGGCAAUUGCCCUGCAGAACAACAGAGAGAACCCUGCUUUCAGGUUUUUGUAUGAGCCAAACAGCAAAGGCUACAAGUAUUACAGGCAGAAGCUGGAGGAGUUCCGGAAGGCCAAGGCCAGCCCUGGCUGUGCCCCUUUCCCUGGAGAGCCCAGCCUGAAGAGGAAAACCAGCCCCGAGGCCUCGCCCUCCCCUCUGUGCUUCCCCUCCCUGCCCCUGCCCCUUCCCUCCCCGCUGCCUCUGCCCCUUCCCCUGCCCGUGACAGCCCCAAACCCAGCCCCAAACCCGGCCCCAAACCCAACCCCAGGCACCCCCACGGCCGCUCCGGGCACCACCAAGAAGAAGAGGAAGAGCCGGUGGGGGCCCGAGGAGGACAAGGUGGAGCUGCCCCUGCCACAGCUGGUGCAGCAGCUGGACUCUCCCUCCCCUCUCUCAGUUCAGGACCUGAAGGGCCUUGGCUACGAGAAGGGGAAGCCCGUGGGGCUGGUGGGGGUGACUGAGCUCUCCGAGGCCCAGAAGAAGCAGCUGAAGGAGCAGCAGGAGAUGCAGCAGAUGUACGACAUGAUCAUGAAGCACAAACGGGCCAUGCAGGAGAUGCAGCUGAUGUGGGAAAAGGCCAUCCAGCAGCACCAGCACGGCUACGACAGCGACGAGGAGGUGGACAGCGAGCUGGGCACCUGGGAGCACCAGCUGAGGCGCAUGGAGAUGGACAAGACACGAGAGUGGGCCGAGCAGCUGACCCAGAUGGGCAGAGGGAAACAUUUCAUCGGGGACUUCCUCCCGCCCGACGAGCUGGAGAAGUUCAUGGAGACCUUCAAGGCGCUGAAGGAGGGCCGGGAGCCGGAUUACUCGGAGUACAAGGAGUUCAAGCUGACCGUGGAGAACAUCGGCUACCAGAUGCUCAUGAAGAUGGGCUGGAAGGAAGGAGAGGGGCUGGGAUCAGAGGGGCAGGGCAUCAAGAACCCCGUCAGCAAGGGAACCACGGCCGUGGAUGGGGCUGGAUUUGGGAUCGACCGCCCCGCUGAGCUCACCAAGGAGGAUGAUGAGUACGAGGCCUUCCGCAAGAGGAUGAUGUUGGCCUAUCGCUUCCGACCCAACCCCCUGAACAACCCACGGCGACCCUAUUACUGAGGAGGCUCCAGGGAACAGAAGAGUUUUGCUCCCUGACUGUGAAAUGUUACGGAACCGCUUCAUCCAUCCCUUCUUUCCCGGUAUUGUCCCAACUCCCCGAGGCCACAGCACCCCCCUCAUCCCGGGGGAAAGGCCUGGGAGCCCUCCCAGGUGCCCCCACGGGGGUUUUUCGGGACAGGGGGUUUUCGGGGAGGGAACGUGGCAAGGGCAGCACCAAAGAUCCCCCGGGAGGAGUUCAGGGCACUCCCCAUCCCUGCUCCCGCCUUCCAAGGAGCGUGGGGGUGUUUUUUUGGGAUAACAGCUGGUCUUUUACUGUCCAGACUCGAAGCUUGUGCUGCUCUGGGGUUGUUUUUUUUUGUUUUCCCCUCAAUUUUAUGUUUAAAUCUCCCACCCAAGGGACUCUGUGCCCUCCCAGAGCAGGGUCAGGACGUUGUUCUGACGGUGCCAGAGGUGUGACCUCCAGCUGACAUUGCACCCCAGUGCCUCUGUUUUCCCUCUGCACGGGGCUGGAUCAUGAAUUCCAGGAUUUUAAAGGGGGUGCAGGGUGAGUUCACUCAACCCCAGGGGUCCCAACCCCUCGUUUUCUGAGCACUACGUUCCCCCCCUGGCACAACCAGAGACUUGCCAACAACACCCCUCCCGUGCUUUGGAGGGGGAGGAGGAAGAAGAGGAACCAAACCCUCAACCACAGUUUGUCAAAGGCCAUUUAUUUGGGGUUUUGUUGUCAUUUAAAAAAAAAAAAAAAAGAACCUCUGAAAUAUGAAUUUUCUUCAUCGAGUCUGUAAAUAAAAUAAAACUCGUUUGUUCCUUAGUUUUAA